AAACAAUAAUCAAAAGUGGGAGAAAAAAAAUAAAAGAAAAGAAAAAACCCUAAAAACUAAAUCUCACCUUCCUCUGUUUUUUUUUUUUCACUGUUUCUCAAAGAAAAAAAAAAUCAAUGGAUCCAUCUCUGUCUAUAUCGAGUGAUCAUCACCAUCCUCCUCAGUUCACUCCAUUCCAUCCAUAUCCCACCUCCAACAACCCCUUCGUCUCGGCUCCGAAUCCGAAUCAUCCCCUUUUCGCUGGACAAUCGGUUAACCAGAAUCCAUACAACAACCAUGUCUUCCAACCGCAGCCGCCUCCGCAACCGCAAACGCAAACGCCUCCUUCUCAGGGAGCUCCUCUUCCUCCCCAUCCUUCCCUCAACCACCCUCCUUACUCCCAAAUGAUUUGCGCAGCGAUUGGGGCUUUAAACGAACCAGAUGGUUCAAGCAAGAUGGCAAUUUCAAGGUACAUCGAGAGAUUCCAACCCGUUUUACCUCCUUCUCACGGAGCUCUAUUGACCCACCAUCUCAAAACCUUGAAGAACAGUGGCGUGCUUGCCAUGGUGAAGAAAUCCUACAAGCUCGCUGGUUCUUCUCCUCCUCCGGUGAGUGCUGUGGCUGCUUCAGGUCUGGAAGUUCCCAGAUCUGAGACUCCUCCGAGUAACACCGGUCCCUUACCCUUUGAUCCGGUGGCUGUCUCUGCUUCUGGCUCUGUUUCUCAGCCUCUGAAGCGAGGUCGUGGACGACCUCCAAAACCUAAACCCGAAGGUCAACAACAACCAAGCGUUGUUGCUCAACCCAAUACCUCCCAGUCUAACGGACUGCCAAGCUUGGAACAACAACAACACGAAUUGCCUGUCACAAAUCCGACCGAAGUGGGUUCGGAGUCUGCAAAGAGACGACCUGGUCGUCCAAGGAAGAACGGAGCUGCUCCAAUCGUUCAAGCUGCGGUUAUGGCUGGAAUCAUGAAACGAAGAGGCAGACCACCGGGUCGUAGAGCUACUGGGAGACAGAGGAAGCCCAAAUCUGUCUCGGCUACUGCCUCUGUGUUUCCUUACGUCGCUAACGGUGCUAGGCGCAGAGGAAGGCCGAGAAGAGUUGACUCUAGCGGCGGCAUCGCAGCUGCUCCUGCAGGUGGAGAAGUGGUUGCGGUUGCGCCGGGGAUGAAGCGUGGACGAGGACGGCCACCUAAGAUCGGUGGUGUUAUGAAUAGGCUUAUUACGAAGCCAAAGCGUGGACGAGGACGUCCCGUAGGCAGACCCAGAAAGAACACAACAUGGCCAGUCACUGGAGCUACUGGGACACAAGAACCUGCCUAUGGAGAACUCAAGAGAAAGCUUGACUUCUUUAAAGAGAAAGCAAAAGAAAUCUUGAACGUGUUGAAAGCUGGGGUUACAAGCAGCGACAAUCAUGCAGUGGUGCAAGCCAUGGAAGAGCUGGAAGGACUAAUACCGAUGUUGACUGUUGAGCCACAAGCCAUGGAAGAAGUGCAGCCAGAAGAGGCAGCACCACAGCCGGAAACUCAAACUGAAGCUGAAACACAAGGAGAAGAACUGGGACAAGAAAGGGAAGGAGGAGGAGGAGAACAAGCACAGACCCAGACCCAGACAGAAGCGGAGGCAAUGCAAGAAGCUCUGUUCUGAAGAAUAAUGAUCGAAAAACAGAAACAUCCUAGACAUAUAGCGUUUGGUGUUUGUGGUUAGCAGUGUUCUUUUGGUGUUAGGUGUUGGUUCGUAUGUUAACUAAAACCUAUAAGGAAUUUUAAAUUUAAUAGUUUGCUGAAGAACAAACAAAAGACCAUUUGAUGGUGUUGUCGGUGUGAGUCUCUCUAACCAAACACUAAGGGGUUGCUGUAAAUUAGUGGGAUGUUUCUCUCUUAUGUCUCUAGUUUCUUCUUUCUUAAUCUUUUCCU
Molecule: messenger RNA, 1894 nt
Organism: Eutrema salsugineum
Lineage: Eukaryota; Viridiplantae; Streptophyta; Magnoliopsida; Brassicales; Brassicaceae
Product: histone H1
Exons: 4
Coding region: 117-1625 (502 amino acids)
Biological process (GO): chromosome condensation; nucleosome assembly; negative regulation of DNA recombination
Cellular component (GO): nucleus; nucleosome; nucleolus
Molecular function (GO): double-stranded DNA binding; nucleosomal DNA binding
Source: RefSeq, a predicted model, not a curated record